Messenger RNA from Oncorhynchus kisutch (coho salmon), 5805 nucleotides. Its product is annotated as rho family-interacting cell polarization regulator 2. The coding region runs from base 288 to 3806 and encodes 1172 amino acids. NCBI's taxonomy places the organism in Eukaryota, Metazoa, Chordata, Actinopteri, Salmoniformes, Salmonidae. The transcript is spliced from 24 exons. The record is from RefSeq and is a predicted model, not a curated record.
AACCCAAACUGGAACGUACACACGAAUUUGGUAGGAGCGGGGGUUUGUAGGCUGUUUUAUCAAGGGAAAAGAUAAACGUUCAGAAGAGGGAAGGAAUUGACCGUUAGGAAUUGACCGAAUCGAACAGUUGAAUUCAUUGUUUUAUUGAUCAAGUGGACCGAAGGUUCACGUUGGAAAGCGGGGCUUCUCCUUUAUAAACGGAUGGAGCGGCCGCAGUUAGCAGACAAUACAUAUGAUUUAGUUGAGAUAAGUUUUUCAGAGGAGUGUCAUCCCGCGUCCCAGAGAUCAUGGCGGCCGGAACGCACUCCCCUGGGGGACCCAAUGGGAUCAUCCGGAGCCAAUCCUUUGCCGGCUUCAGCACACUGCAGGAGAGACGCUCGCGGUGUAACUCGUUCAUGGGGAACUCCGCAGUGCAGAAGAAACCCACGUCCAAGCCCAAGAAGCCCCAUCUGUCAGGGCACAAGGCCAGCAGCGGCUCCAGGGAGCCCCAGCCUGAGAGGGUGGAGGAGGUGUAUGGGGCCCUUAAACAAGGCUUGGAUGAGUAUCUGGAGGUGCACCAGACAGGGCUGGACAAACUCACCUCUCUGAUGAAGGACAUGAAGAGGAACUCCAGACUGGGAGUCCUGUAUGACCUUGACAAGCAAAUCAAAACCAUCGAGAGAUACAUGAGGCGGUUGGAGUUUCACAUGAGCAAGGUGGAUGAGCUGUAUGAGGCAUUCUGUAUCCAGCGCAGGCUGAGGGAGGGAGCCAGUAAGAUGAAGCAGGCCUUCUCUGCAUCUCCCUCCACCAAGGCCACCAGAGAGAGCAUGUCAGAGGUCAACCGCAGAUACAAGGAGUACACAGAGAAUAUGAGCACCUUAGACGGCGAGCUGGAGAACAUGCUGGGGGAGUUCCAUAUCAAAAUGAAAGGUCUUGCUGGUUUUGCUCGUCUCUGUCCAGGAGACCAGUAUGAGAUCUUCAUGCGGUAUGGGCGUCAGCGCUGGAAGCUGAAGGGGAAGAUAGAGGUGAACUCCAGACAGAGUUGGGACGGAGAGGAGAUGGUCUUCACGCCCCUCAUCACAGACCUCAUCAACAUCAAGGUGACAGAGCUGAAGGGCCUGGCCACUCACAUCCUGGUGGGCAGUGUGAUCUGUGAGACCAAGGAUCUGUUCACGGCCAUGCCUCAGGUGGUGGCUGUAGACGUUAAUGACCUGGGAACCAUCAAACUCAACCUGGAGGUCACAUGGUUUCCAUUCGAUGUGGAAGACCUGACCCUGUCUUCAGGGAACGUGAGCAAGGCCACCGCCCUGCAGAGACGAGUGUCUAUCUACAGCCAGGGCACGCCAGAGACACCCACCUUCCAGGACCAGUCCUUCUUUAAGUGGCACCCCUCCCCGACCCAGCAUCGCCUGUCCCCGACCCAGCAUCGCCUGUCCCCGACCCAGCAUCGCCUGUCCCCGACCCAGCAUCGCCUGUCCCCGACCCAGCAUCGCCUGUCCCCGACCCAGCAUCGCCUGUCCUUCCUCCACGGUCUGAGGAACUCCCUGUUAGAGAAGCUGAGACGCAGUCGCUCCUUUGGCGACCUGGUCUCCCUCCAACCCAGGCCCAAGUCCAGCCUGGAGGGUUAUGUGACUGAGUCCACCCUCCCUGAUGACGUCUUUGAGAACGGUGGGUGUGGUAACACCGAGUGCAAGCGCCUCUCCUUCUCCGAUACUUCAGUCUCCUCCCCCAGCCUCGCCCCCGGCCAGUCCAACCCCGAAAUCACCGUCACGCCCCCUGAGACCUGCCCCCAGCCCCAAAUCCCCAACGUUGAAGUCACCGUCACGCCCCCUGAGACCUGCCCCCAGCCCCAAAUCCCCAACGUUGAAGUCACCGUUCGAAUACAUGCAGACGUAGUGGAAGAGGCAGAGGAAGGUGAGGAGGAAGAGGAGAGUAGCAGCGGCAGCGUGAGUACCAGCCUGGUCAGCGAGGAGGCGGAGUCAGAGUGGGAGAGGGCGGAGUCCCAGUGUAACGGAGGAUCCGUCUCUCUCUGCUCGGAGAGGCAGCUGUCUGCGGUCGCUCCCGGGGGUGUGUGUCCGGACCUCGCUGGGCCGGACAGGGAUGGUGAUGAAGAUGACAGCUCGGAGCUACUGAAGCCCGUAGAACUUGACACUGAAGAACCAGGCAGCUUGACCAGGCAACUGGUGAGGAGACUGACAUCGUCUGACAUUCUGCCCGAGGCGGGGGUUCUGAGCUGGGCUGGGGAGGGGAGCCGGGCCUUCCUGGAGAGCAACCUGGAAGAAACCCUGCAGAGUCUGCUACUGAGGCUAGAGUCACUGGGACAACGCUGUAGAGAGCUACAGGACCUGGAACAGGAAGUGAUGCGCCUGGAGGACCUACUCAAGUGCCGCCUCCCGGGCCACAGGAGCAGGUCGUCCAGCCUCACUCUGAUGGUUGAGAGCGCCCUGGAGAGCUUCGACUUCCUCAACACCUCCGACUUUGACGACGAUGACACGGGUGAUGACCACUCCCUCCAGUGCUCCGUGUUCUUUGACAUGGAGGCGGACAGUAUCGGACCUGGGGGCCCGCACCCAGAGGUCAGGGGUCACCUGAGUGAAGCCCUGACGGAGGACACCGGGGUGGGCAACAGUGUAGCCGGCAGCCCCCUGCCUCUCACUACCGGCAACGAGAACCUGGACGUGGCCAUCGUCAUUCACCUGCAGUACUGCGACCAUCUCAUCCAGCUCCUGUCCAGUGGGGGGAGCCCUUGGCAGCGUCGAGCCCAGCUCCAGAAGCUCUCAGCUCAGACUCAGCUGCUAGAGGAACUGGGAGAGAUCAGCACAGAACGCCUGGGGAGCAUCACCUCGGCUGCUGACGUGCUCCCAGGGCUGUCGGAGCGGCCUGCUCGGAUGGCUCUGUGGUCGGAGUGUAGUGGUUCUGGUGCACUGUUCCACGCUACGCUGGACCGGGUGCUCAAACACAUGCACCACUGCUACACUCGCCCACUGCAGAAGAGACACCCACACACCGCAGCUGACACAGUGAUCCGGCUGGUGGUGAGUGAGAUGGUGGACAGGAGUGAUCUGGCCUCCUCCCCUACCUGCCACCCCCCUUCGGCCCUGUCCCAGGACGUGGUCCCCCCUUCGGCCCUGUCCCAGGAUGUGGUCCCCCCUUCGGCCCUGUCCCAGGAUGUGGUCCCCCCUUCGGCCCGGUCCCAGGAUGUGGUACCCCCUUCGGCCCGGUCCCAGGACGUGGUCCCCCCUUCGGCCCGGUCCCAGGACAUGGUCACAGUGUUUCAGUUCCACAGCUACGUCUCAGAGCACAGCGUGGAGGACAUGGAGGAACACCUAUUGCAGGUGGCCAGAGAAUCUGUGUUUGCGGAGGGCCUGAGUGGUGGCGACCCGGAGCGUUGUCUAAAGGAACUGGAUGAGGUCUCACACACCGGUCUGUGUCCCCGGCAGCAGACCCUCAGGGCGCUGGCUUCCCUCCUCUCCCACCAAGACCCCCAGCUCAGCGAGGCUGCAGCUGCCUACAUCACCUCUGCUUCCUCACACACACCCUUCAGGUCAAAGGCGGUGGAUUGCUACACACAGGCCUUGUGGGAGGCUGGAGUUCAAACCCAAAGGUCUGCCUGUGCUGCUCUUAGCUGUCUACAGGCAGUAGAGAGCCUCCGGGCGGUGGUGUCACUGUGCGACUCGGCAGACGAGGAGCUUCGCCACGUUGCCAUAGAAACCCUGCUCACUUUCGGUGAAGAGGGCCGCCUGGCGUAUGAGCAGCUGGACACGAUGCCCCGAGAGAUGGUACGACUGGGGACGCGGCGAGGGAACGCCGUCACCACCGCCUUCUGAAAGCACAGGACUAACUAAAUGAACCUAGGAGCCUCACACCCCCCUAGAACAACCCCCCCCUCCCUCCCCCCCCCCCCCCCCCCCCCCGCCCGCGCCUGUGCUUUGAGCCAUGCAGACUAGACAUGCAUUUGAAUGGACACAGCUAGGGGAGUGGCCGCAUCAACGCAGAGGAGCCCCGUCUCAUCCUUAUCAACAGACUGGUGUUAAAUCCUAACUGUCCAUUCUCUGACCACCACUAUUAAACCAUCUCUCACUGCACAGACAGAGCAUCUCUACCAUCACAACUUAUGAUGAUUAUCCCGGCUGUGUUUGAUAUAUGAUGUCCUUAUAUAACUGCUAUUCAUUUGUUUUAGGAGGUGACGUUCAUUAAACAAAAGGUUAUUUGCGCUUUUCGAAUUGCACUAUGUCAGACAUGUAAAUAUAAUAGCAUUAUACUCUGAACUGGAUUUAUUUGGUCUUAUGUACUGUUGAGAUUCAGGGAUUUUACAGACCGUUUGAACACUUUCUGUCAGAGGGUGCCAUGGAAGAUCAUUUAGGGGACAAAUGACAGUCAAAUCGCUCGGAAGGAGGUAGUUAAAAGCAACGCUCGCAGGUCCUCAUCAACAUGCAUAAAGAAGGAAGUCUUUCCCUAGAUAGUAGUUACCAGUAAGCAAUGUUCUCACUCCAACAUGCACAACAUGAAGAGAGAGUCAUACUUGGACUGCCUUUCAAACAAAGUUCUCUACUCACACAUGCCUGGGAUCUACAUUCAGAGAUUGAAUGUCUGCUUGCUGGGAACUGAUGAGAUUUGAUCAUGAUUUAUUUCAUUGGAAGCAGGUACGACUGGAGGAGUGAGCGUGAGUCAGGGAUAGUUAGUAUGAAAGGAGAAUGCACUUUCUCCAUAACUAUACAGUGCAGAACCAAGGGCCUGUCUAAGUGGAUGAUGAUUUGAAUCGGCAAGGACUGAGGCUAUAAGCGCUCUGCCUAGCUUUUUAUGCCAGUUGUAUCUAUACUACUGAGUCCGGGGCUUCUUCAGCAUGACAACAAAGUGUUUUUCUCGACUUAAUUUAUUUACAUCACAUUUGUGAUUGUAAUAUUUAAUUUACUUUUGAGUAAGAGGGCAGAAAGCAGAUACUAUUUCACAUGUAAAAGUUGUAUAUUUGGUGGUUUUUUUUGCUCAUGUUUGAUUUUUUAAAAGUUUCAUUUAAAAAAGGACUCAUUAACAUGGGAAUGAUCUUGCUUACAUAAAAUGUUACUGGAAAUAUAUAUUUUUCCACUCUUUUAAAUGUAUUUGUACAUUAAGUAAGAUGGAUGGCUGGUAUUAUUUGGAGGAUUUACGAACAUAAUCAGAGAGCGUUUCCCCCGCUACUUUAUUACGCAAGGAAAGCCUGAAAAUGAACAUUUAUUCUGAAGAUAUCUUUAACCUGGCCACUACACCCAGGCUCACCUACAAAGAACAACCAUAAACAACCAUCAGAAUUAUCAUCUUAAUCCUGUGACAAGAGAUCGGCUUCUAAGCGCACUGUCCUAAAGCCAUAACGAUAUGAAAAGGUGUGUUUUAGGUGGUAAUAUGUGAAAUAAUAUUUGUUCUUUUGUAUAUUAAAGCUGUAAAAUGUGUGAAAGUUGUUACUAAAACUGAAGAUGGCUUUGAGUUUGGCCUGGCGUAUGUUGAUCAUGGUCUUUAUUUUGAGUAACAAUGCCUCUUUCUCCCAUGACGUGAAUAGCAUUACAGUAUUUUGGUAUGAUACUCGUUACUUCAACAACUCCUCUAAUUAAUGGGUUUUUUCCUCCAUGAUGCAGCGGCCUCCAUCUUUCUUUGUGCUAAAACCCGUGAUGAAUUAAUGUUGCCUCUAUUCAACUCCCAAGUCAGACUGAACAUGUAGACAGAAUAAUGAAACGUUAUGACAUUGAUCAUAUUUCAUGUAAAUACACAGUAAGGGCAUGUUACAUUGCUCCAGUACUGACUGUAUUCAUUUCCCCUGUUCAAUGAAAGUGGCAAUAAAGUUUAUUUUUGCAUAAU